AUGGACUCACAUUGUUCUCCGAGUCGACUCGUUCUAAUCACCUUCUUCCUCCUCUGCUUCUUCGCCGGCGAUUCAUUGGCGACGAGACCUGGUUUGUUCUACACUAGACAAAGAGGAAGAUGCACGCCGCAGUAUUGGAGCAGCAGGAGGGAAUCAUGGCCGAGGAUGGUGCCGGAGAGAUCAACGGUGGAGAAAAUGUUCGGAGUGAUGGUGGCGAAUGAGCGGUGGAGAUCUGAUCUGACUCUGGUGGAAUCAACGGCUAGGAAUGACGAAGAAGGAAACGCGUACGGUGCACUGUUGAAGCAGGGGAUCGCAGCUCUGCUAAAUUCUUACGCGAGAAGAAGUUUUUCUUAUGCGCCAUGGGAAGUGAAGACGAUGCUUAUUCAGGCCAUGAUCUCUGAGCCGGCGGCUCGCCGGCAAGCCGAACAGUUCGCCGCCGCUAACGGGGCUUGUGACUAA
Arabis nemorensis is the source of this 459-nucleotide messenger RNA. NCBI's taxonomy places the organism in Eukaryota, Viridiplantae, Streptophyta, Magnoliopsida, Brassicales, Brassicaceae. The record is from the annotation of a GenBank genome assembly.